Diaporthe citri is the source of this 888-nucleotide messenger RNA. RefSeq lists its product as uncharacterized. The coding region runs from base 1 to 888 and encodes 295 amino acids. Gene Ontology annotation, biological process: negative regulation of apoptotic process. Gene Ontology annotation, molecular function: ubiquitin conjugating enzyme activity; cysteine-type endopeptidase inhibitor activity. Gene Ontology annotation, cellular component: nucleus. The transcript has 3 exons. Lineage: Eukaryota; Fungi; Ascomycota; Sordariomycetes; Diaporthales; Diaporthaceae. The record is from RefSeq and is a predicted model, not a curated record.
AUGGUGGCACCACUCGCCGCCAAACGCAUGGCCCAUGAGCGCCAAGAGCUUGAGAAGGCAAGCAGUCAAGAGGAGGCGCCGGACUACUUUGUCAUAUUCCAAGACGAUAACCUGUUUGAGUUCGACGCCUACAUCAUUGCUCCCGACACCAUCUACCGAUAUCGACUCGUGAAGCUGCACUUCGAGAUUCCCCAGGACGACUAUCCCUUGAAGCCCCCAAAGGUGAAAUUCAUUCAACACACAGGCCACAGGAUCCAUCCUAACCUCUACGUUGAAGGCAAGGUCUGUCUCAGCAUCCUGGGCACUUGGUCGGGGGAGCCAUGGGCCUUCAGCAUGACCUGCCAUGCCGUACUCAUCACCAUACGAUCUCUUCUUGAUGAUGAGCCGUACAAACAUGAACCCUCCCAAAACAACAAUCCUGAUUUCAACCGAUUCGUUCAGUACUCCACCUGGAAAUGCCUCCUCCUCGACUAUCUAGCCAAAGAGACAGACCCUACGGCAAAGGCCUGGCUGGACAGGUAUGUUCGAAGAAACGGUCAGGAGAUGCUGCGUGAGCUAUUGAAACAGCAACAAGCGGCGAAUAUCAACAAGCAAAGGACUUUGAGAAGCCCCUACAGUCCGCAGCAGACCAUACACGUAGACUACCCGGCCUUGAUCAACGACUUGGAAGCUGCAGUGUCGAAAGUCCACCAGGAGUCCAACUCUGCCAACAGUGCCUCGCGACAGCCGGCGGCGCUCGAUUGGGAAAGGACACCAAAGCGGAAGGCAAGCCGCCGCCAGGACAACGAGCCCGAGAUCGAGAAGGAGGAGGAGACUGACAAGAAACGUGCGAAGCCCUCCGUGGCUGCCAAGUGCCCGUCUACCCCAGAGAUCAUCGAUCUUACAUGA